UUGACCUUGGUUCAAAAUUAGCAGUAUUUAAAGUCCGAAACUUAAAAUGUCCAUCAAAAAACCUCCGGCCACACUGGAAACGAUGUUCACCUCGUACGCCAAGUUCCGGCCCACGUCCAACACAUUCCAGGGUGACGGCAAGCGCAUUCUGCUGUCCCAAAGCGAUGCCUGGAUGCAACAAGCCCGGUUGAUAGGGGAGAAGCGCUUUUUCACCCUCACCGAAACGGGCGUAACGUUUUUCACCUUCAGCAAAUCAUCCCUGGACUUUGAGGAGUAUCAAGAGUUCUUGCAGAAGCUCUGCGAGUGCAAGGGCAUCGGUCUGGAGGAGGUGAAGAACAGCAUGGUCAGUUGUGGUCCUCCCGGGGUGGAUUCCUGACAGUUUGGAAGCCGUACGCUGAUUGCGUACCUGAACCACAUUAUUGGGGAUGUGCU
This is a messenger RNA of Ochlerotatus camptorhynchus, 432 nucleotides long. RefSeq lists its product as uncharacterized. The coding region runs from base 47 to 376 and encodes 109 amino acids. The record is from RefSeq and is a predicted model, not a curated record. Lineage: Eukaryota; Metazoa; Arthropoda; Insecta; Diptera; Culicidae. Gene Ontology annotation, biological process: microtubule polymerization. Gene Ontology annotation, molecular function: tubulin binding. The transcript has 2 exons.